Penicillium soppii is the source of this 633-nucleotide messenger RNA. Its product is annotated as DUF2841 domain-containing protein. The coding region runs from base 1 to 633 and encodes 210 amino acids. The record is from RefSeq and is a predicted model, not a curated record. The transcript is spliced from 5 exons. NCBI's taxonomy places the organism in Eukaryota, Fungi, Ascomycota, Eurotiomycetes, Eurotiales, Aspergillaceae.
AUGUGUGCGAUAAGGAGGUCUGCUUUAGCCUCUAAAGAACCCCUAGGCCGUGAGGUUACUCUUCCCCCUCACUUCGCGACGAUUUAUCUCGAUAAUGAUGGCAAGCUUAGGACGUACGUAUCUCUGUCUGUUAACCCCGACGAUAUGUUUACUUCGGAAGUUCGCCAGAAUUUUCUCGGCGUCCAAUUCAGAAUUGGAGAUAGCCGAAAGGUUAUUGACUACUAUAAGGGCGCCCUCGAAAAAUUUCAGCAGCCCAACUGCCGCGUUAUCGUGAGGGCAUUUAUCAAAUUCAUCGAGCCGCACAAACAACGCGAACACCAAUAUAAUGGAGGCACUACCCGUGACCCCGAAAAGACUAAGCCCGAAUGGUGGCCCCGUACUAUACCUUAUAGGGAACCUUACUACCUAAAGGAGCGAGACCGUAUCAAAUUGCUACUUUACAUUAUGUGCGAGCUCGGUGAGCAUGGGAUUACUGCCGAUAAGCUGACGGAAGUUGCUCAAUCUACCAGCAAGAAGUUGAAACCUAAAGAUAGCGCCGAGAUAAUCUAUGAGAUUCUUCGAGUUCGAAAGUUAGAGGAACAAUAUGAGCGCGGUGAAGUUGAUAAAAAAACGCCCGUCCGCGUCAUAUACUGA